Messenger RNA from Euleptes europaea (tarantolino), 1052 nucleotides. RefSeq names its product cilia and flagella associated protein 96 (gene CFAP96). Bases 100 to 1032 code for a protein of 310 amino acids. The transcript has 8 exons. Gene Ontology annotation, cellular component: centrosome. The record is from RefSeq and is a predicted model, not a curated record. Lineage: Eukaryota; Metazoa; Chordata; Lepidosauria; Squamata; Sphaerodactylidae.
GGGUCCACGUGCAUUCGGUCUUGCUGGGGGAAGAGAAAGGGGGGAUCAUAACGCUUCUGCCCAUUUACUAGAGUAAUAAAUUAUCACACAGAAUCAGCCAUGCCUACAGAAGGGAAAUCAGAUAUGGAGAGGAUUGGCCUCUUUAGUGAAAUGGAAUAUGUUACAAUCGGGGAUAAGUAUGUCUCGCCCUUUGCCCGCCCUUAUAAUGAAGCUGCAAGCAAGAACAAGCAAAUGCUGCCCGGGGGUGUCAAAGAGAAGUGCGCUCUUCAGGUGGGGUACUUUGAACCUGUGUAUGGAAGAAUUUUUGAAGGUGAAGGUUAUUCAAACCCCGUCCAGCUGCGGAGAAGAUAUCGAAUUGAAGAGUCCAAGAAAAAUUUGAGCAAACCUUUCCUUCCCAGUAAUGGAGAGAAGACACCUUGUGGUAUAGGAACCUAUUAUGGAACCAUCGGUGGUCCGUGUCCCUUCUUUAGCUCCCAAAAAAAAGACAAACUUGUCUAUGUGCCACCUGGGAAGAACCUAUACACGAGUCCAGGAAAGAAAGGAACGGGCUAUGGGUAUACAAAUCUCACAAUAGGUAAACCGUACUCACACUCAGUUGAAUUGUAUGACAUAGGAAGACUAAACUUUAAGAAAACAUCUGAAGACCACCACCGACUGAUGAAAGGCGGGCCUUUCAAAUUGGACCUUUAUCCCCGAGAGUAUUUUGACAUGAAUCCUUACAUCGAUGAAGGAUCGGCACCACCGCCAAAGAAGCCACCCGCCCAAGUACCAAUUCAAACUGCCUUUAAACCAAGUUCUCCAGGAAAGAAACCAGGUGGCAUGAAAGCAGGCACAUUUGACCCUUUUCCAACCCAUUCCUCGGAACCAUAUGUAACGAAGCUGCCUAAACCUAUCACAACCAAUAAACAAGGACGAAUAUUUAAUUCUGCUUCUACCUCUAGGAGCAGACCAAUAAGAAGUGUUAUUGCUGCCAAUGUUGAAAAAUCAUUAAACGUAACAAAUUAUAAGGAUCCACAGGUGACGUCAUAUUAACUGUACAAAAACAAGGUGAA